Daucus carota subsp. sativus is the source of this 1255-nucleotide messenger RNA. RefSeq names its product BURP domain-containing protein BNM2A. Lineage: Eukaryota; Viridiplantae; Streptophyta; Magnoliopsida; Apiales; Apiaceae. The record is from RefSeq and is a predicted model, not a curated record. The coding region runs from base 136 to 999 and encodes 287 amino acids. The transcript has 2 exons.
AUGACAUAACGUUUUAGUCAUUUUCUGCAUGUUUCAUCCUCUGCUGACAUUUUUCAAAACUUUCCUCCUAAAUUCAGUUUUAUUAUUGAUCAGCUGAACCACACUGACAACUGAUUUUCAAGAGCAAAUCAAACAAUGAAUUUCUCCUUCCCCUCUUACUCUGUACUCCUUUGUACGCUGCUUAUCCUGAUUAUAUGGAAUAAUGUAGAUGGAAGUAGAGCUAUGACCGACGAUGUUAACAAGGGAAAUACUAAUGUGUUACGACUCCACAGCAUGGAUGCGCAUGCUCAUCAUCACUCGUCUCACAUGAAUCAUAUGAAAGAUUCAGAAAUUGUGUUCUUCAAGAUGGAAGAUCUAAAGAUUGGGAAAACGAUGCCUAUUUUCUUUCCAAGGACGGACCCUUCUAAAUCUUCUCAGUUGUUGAGAAAAGAAAAGGCAGAUACCAUACCUUUCUCUUUAGAACAACUUCCAAACAUCCUUCAAUACUUCUCCUUUUCUCAAGAUUCUCCGCAGGCCAAAUCAAUGAAAUAUACACUUGAGCAGUGUGAGACAAAGCCCCUAGAAGGAGAGGUAAAAAUAUGUGCUACUUCCUUGCAAUCCAUGCUUGAUUUCACACACUCUGCUCUCGGAGAGAAAAUUGAGGUGCUCUACACUAGUCACCUCAACCAGUCGAAAACCCUUGUACAAAAUUAUAAGAUAGUGGAAGAUCCAGAAGCUAUUGAAGCUUCCAAUAUGGUGGCAUGUCAUAAAAUGGCAUACCCUUAUGCCGUAUUCUAUUGUCAUUACCAAAAGAGCAAGAACAGAAUAUACAGGGUUUCGCUAGUAGGUGAGAAUCAAGAAAGAGUUGAUGCCAUCAGUGUUUGUCACUUGGAUACCUCAAUGUGGAGUCCAGCCCACCCUUCCUUUAGAGUCCUUGGAAUCGAGCCAGGGACUUCUCCAGUGUGCCAUUUCUUUCGAGCAGAUAACUAUGUGUGGAUACCGUCACGUUCUGAAGUCUAGUCUAUGGCCUUUCUGCUGCAACUUCUGAUUUUCAACUUAUUGGUGAAUAAGCUGAAAUGUCAUGUACAAGUCAAACCAAUAAUGCCAACCACCAUGGCUUGUGUUUGAUAUAAAUCUGGCUGUACUUGUGAUCUUCAGUAACUUUGAGAAUGUUGUAUAUGUUUCUCUGUUCUAUGUACCAGAUCUCAGGUUCCAUGUUUGUGUCUGUUGUUUCAGUCUUUUAUUAAAGAAGUCCUGCAUCCAUGUUUGUUUCUAA